AUGGUUAAAACAUCUAAAAAUAUUUGGAUCCCAAUGCAACCGACUUCAGAACAAGUCAGUUUACUGUCAAGUGCAGCAACACUGUUUAGUCUACAUGAUCUUUACGAUGAAACUGAUAUUAAAGCAAUCAAUAGAUCAAAUGUUCUUUUCGCAUACGAUGCUUUUAAAUCGUCAUCUUCAGAAGAUUACGAUUCUGAAACUACUCUAUAUAAAAAAAGUGGGUCUCAAACAUUGAGAGACCGUAAAUGGUUUAAAAAUGCCUGCAUUUGCGUUAUAAGUGAUUGCUACAGAAUGUUAUCAGUGAUUGCAUCUGCACAUAAAACUGAAUCCUGGCAGCGAAAAGAAGAACCUUUGAUGUAUCAAACUUUAGAAGAACGAUUUGGUUUUCAUACUGAAGAAAAUUAUGGUGACUUUGUAUUAAAUGCAAAUUAUACAAACUUGCAUAAAUUACAAAAAGAUAUCAAACACGUAUCAAAACUCCUUGCUGAAUUGUGUGACGAAAUUUAUAUUUUUCAUGCAGCUGCAUGUCUGGCUACAUAUGCUGAAGCCUAUGACAAAAUGAAGGAAGAAGAAAUGCAAUUCAUGGCUGAAUAUUUAAAAAAAGAGCAAUACUUUCAACAACUGCAAAGGCUAUUGAAAACUGACAAAGAAGAUACACUAAAACAGUUUGAAGAAAUGGAUAAAGCUGUAGAUGAAAUGACUGCAGACUUGAAGGAUCUAAUGGAAUAUUCGAGUACUUGUUUGAAAUACACACAAAAGUGGCAAACAUCACGCCAAGAACAAAACUCUUUAACACUUGAACGCAAAGAAAAUGCAUAUGUUAGUGUAAUAGUCGGUAUGGACAAUAAAAUUCAGUUGGAGCAAGUAUGCCACGAAGAUAUCGAACGUUAUUAUACAUUGGCAAAAGAUGAUGGUUUGGAUGAAAUCCAACGUUGGAUGGACAAAUAUGAUCAAGAAUACGAAGAGCAAGAAAUGAAAAUUUUAAAAAUUAAACACAACACUCAGACCGUUGUAGAAAAAAAGGAGAAAUUGCAAAGUUUGUAUGAAGUGCGUGAAAUAGAAAUGGCAGAUUGGUUGGAGUAUAAGAGAAUGAAAAAAGAACAAGAGGAGGAAGAAGCUUUGAGAGAGUGGGCAGCUACUAAAAUACAAGCGUGGUGGAGAUUGGUAAUGGUUCGGAAAAAACUGGGCCCUUUUAGGAAAAAGAAAAAGGGCCAAAAAGACAAAAGGAAGAAAAGUAAGAGAAAGUGAAAACUCGACACUUUAUUAUUUUAGGUUUUAUGUAUUUAUUUUAUUUGUAAUUACGUUUGUGAAAUAACUAUAUUUCCUUGAAA
This is a messenger RNA of Tribolium castaneum (red flour beetle), 1331 nucleotides long. RefSeq names its product dynein regulatory complex protein 9. Gene Ontology annotation, biological process: cilium organization. Gene Ontology annotation, cellular component: motile cilium; cytoplasm. The record is from RefSeq and is a predicted model, not a curated record. NCBI's taxonomy places the organism in Eukaryota, Metazoa, Arthropoda, Insecta, Coleoptera, Tenebrionidae. The transcript has 5 exons. The coding region runs from base 1 to 1248 and encodes 415 amino acids. Gene Ontology annotation, molecular function: protein binding.